Molecule: messenger RNA, 432 nt
Organism: Aspergillus homomorphus CBS 101889
Lineage: Eukaryota; Fungi; Ascomycota; Eurotiomycetes; Eurotiales; Aspergillaceae
Product: 40S ribosomal protein uS9
Exons: 4
Coding region: 1-432 (143 amino acids)
Biological process (GO): maturation of SSU-rRNA from tricistronic rRNA transcript (SSU-rRNA, 5.8S rRNA, LSU-rRNA); translation
Cellular component (GO): ribosome; cytosolic small ribosomal subunit
Molecular function (GO): structural constituent of ribosome; RNA binding
Source: RefSeq, a predicted model, not a curated record
AUGGCUUCCGUCCCGAGUGUGCAAUGCUUCGGCAAGAAGAAGACGGCCACCGCUGUCGCCCACUGCAAGCAAGGCAAGGGUCUCAUCAAGGUCAACGGCCAGCCCCUCUCUCUGGUCCAGCCUGAGAUCCUCCGCUUCAAGGUCUACGAGCCCCUCCUGAUCGUCGGAGCCGACAAGUUCGCCGGCGUCGACAUCCGCGUCCGCGUCACCGGUGGUGGUCACACUUCCCAGGUCUACGCUAUCCGCCAGGCUAUCGCCAAGUCCAUCGUCGCCUACUACCAGAAGUACGUCGACGAGCACUCCAAGAACCAGCUCAAGCAGGCUCUUGUCCAGUACGACCGCACACUCCUCGUCGCCGACAACCGUCGCACGGAGCCCAAGAAGUUCGGUGGUCGCGGUGCUCGUUCCCGCUACCAGAAGUCUUACCGUUAA